Messenger RNA from Penicillium nucicola, 1347 nucleotides. RefSeq names its product type III PLP-dependent enzyme. NCBI's taxonomy places the organism in Eukaryota, Fungi, Ascomycota, Eurotiomycetes, Eurotiales, Aspergillaceae. The transcript has 2 exons. The coding region runs from base 1 to 1347 and encodes 448 amino acids. Gene Ontology annotation, molecular function: ornithine decarboxylase activity. Gene Ontology annotation, cellular component: cytoplasm. The record is from RefSeq and is a predicted model, not a curated record.
AUGAUGGCACCGACUGCGUGUGUAUCGACUGCUGAAAUAUGCACUAUCAAGAAAGACUAUACCAAUGGUCUGGACCUGCAGGGUUCCAUCAGCAGUCAUGGAGAGGACCAUCUGUUGCAAUCUUCCUUGACUGCCAAGGAACUUGUUCUAGAUGUGUUGAAGAAGCGGGCUACCGAGGUGGAUGUGGACCACUGUGGCCCUGGUGAGGAGGACGCUUUCUAUGUGGCGGACAUGGGGGAGGUCUACCGCCAGCAUAUGCGCUGGAAGAUGAACUUGGGCCGUAUCAAGCCCUUUUAUGCUGUCAAGUGCAACCCUGACCCAGAGGUUCUGCGCCUCAUGGCUCAGCUUGGAAACGGUUUCGACUGUGCCUCCAAGUCGGAGAUCGAUCUGGCCCUUCAGACGGGCAUCGAUCCUAGCCGCAUUAUAUAUGCGCAGCCUUGCAAGACCAAGUCGUACUUGCGUUAUGCUGCCGAGGUUGGCGUCAAGCAGAUGACUUUUGACAAUGCCGAUGAGCUCUAUAAGAUCAAGGCCACUUUCCCGGAUGCGGAGCUGUACCUGCGUAUCCUGACCGACGACUCGACCAGCCUGUGCCGGUUGAGUAUGAAGUUCGGAGCGUCCAUGGAUAUGGCUCGUCCGCUGCUCGAGCUGGCCUACCAGCUAGAGCUCAAGGUCGUCGGUGUGAGCUUCCACGUCGGUUCCGGCGCCGAAGAUCCCUCCGCAUUCCUCAAGGCCGUCCAGGAUGCGCGCAUGGUCUUUGACCAAGCGGGAGAAGUGGGCCACGAGCUCCACACUUUGGAUGUUGGUGGUGGAUUCUGCCAGGACAGCUUCGAGAAGUUCGCGGGCAUUCUCGGUGAAGCCGUGGACACCUACUUCCCGCCGCACAUCCGUAUCAUCGCCGAGCCGGGCCGCUACUAUGUAGCCACCGCUUAUACGCUGGCCGCCAACGUCAUCGCACGACGCGACAUUCCGGACCCCACGGAUCCAUCCCGCGAUGCAUACAUGCUGUACCUGAACGAUGGUGUCUACGGCAACUUCUCGAACAUCAUCUUCGAUCACCAGCAUCCCAUUGCCCAGGUUCUGACUUGCGCCUCAGAGCCCAGCACUCCGAACUCUGCGACUUCGGAGAAGAUCACUUACUCCAUCUGGGGCCCGACCUGUGACGGCAUCGAUGUCAUCAGCGAAAAGAUUGAGCUCCCUGGUCUGCUGAACACUGGUGACUGGCUCUAUUUCGAGGAUAUGGGUGCCUACACUAAGUGCAGCGCUACUCGCUUCAAUGGAUUCUCCGACAACCACGAGGUGAUCUACAUCUCGAGCGAGAAUGGCGCUUCGGCCCUGCUCAACUACUAG